CGUACAUCUCUCUGUGUGUCUUUAAUUAAUUACAAUUUAAUUUUGAUUAUCAAUUUCUAACGUAUUUUUGGAUUUUGAAUUUCCCUCGAAAGUUCAAAUUUGAACAAAGUAGCAGUUUCCGUUGCAGCGAGGUCACUUUGAGUUCAGACCUUGUCGAAGAAUGAUUGUUUUUUGUUAAUAUUAAGAAUAUUAAGGAAAAAAGUUGUAUUAAAUAUUUUAAACUUGUUAAGUGUAAAGUUUAAAUGAGACCAGUGGAUAUUUUUAAAUUGGAAAAUAAUUAUCUUCAUUGAUAAUGUAAGAAUUUUAAUAAUAAGAAUAUAAAAUUGCAUGAAAAUAAGCAUGGAAACAAUGUAUAAGUUAAACUAUUUGGACCUUUAUGACUACAAAUCAAAGAUCAUAGCUGUAAAGUCUAUAAGAAACCUAAUGCCCAUAUCGGCACCAUCGUGGACUGACUUUUUAAUCUGUCCAAUUUGUACGCACGAAUUUGAGAUAAGUUUUCGUGCGCCUAUAACUUUAGCAUGCGGACAUACAAUAUGCAAGAAUUGCCUUGCAACCUUACAUCGAAAGCAAUGCCCUUUCGAUCAGACAAGCAUAACAAAAGAUUUAGACAACUUGCCAAUCAACUAUGCAUUACUGCAAUUAGUACCGUCAUCAGCAUCAUCAAAUAAUAUUGUCGAACAUGAGAUUUUGCCCUCUAUUAUUCAAACACUCUCAGAACAAGAUUUACAAUAUUACAAGAGUGCUACACGAUGUAUCGAGGAAUUAGCACUGUAUUUGAGGCCGAGCUCAAAUAUCUCGGCACUGUUGUCGAGACCAAUGCAAAGAAAACUCGUUACACUUAUUAAUUGUCAACUCAUUGAAGAUGAAGGACGUGCGCGAUCACUGCGAGCAGCUAGAUCAUUGGGCGAGCGCACAGUUACCGAAUUAAUUUUACAACAUCAAAAUCCGCAGCUGUUAAGUACUCAUUUAUGGGCUGCUGUUCGAGCUAGGGGAUGUCAAUUUUUGGGGCCAGCAAUGCAAGAGGAAGUACUUAAAUUAGUUUUACUUGCAUUAGAAGAUGGCUCGUCAUUAUCACGAAAGGUAUUAGUACUCUAUGUUGUAUCUCAAUUGGUGACAACAUUUCCACAAGCCUCAAAAACAAGUAUUGGACAUGUCGUACAAUUAUUAUAUCGAGCAAGUUGCUUUAUAGUUUCAAAGCGUGAAAGUGAUUCGUCAUUGAUGACAUUAAAGGAAGAAUUCAGAACAUAUGAAGCAUUAAGACGUGAACAUGAUGCACAAAUUGUGCAAAUUGCUACCGAAGCUGGACUUAGAAUUGCUCCAGAUCAAUGGAGUGCUCUAUUAUAUGGUGAUAAUAAUCAUAAGUCACACAUGCAAUCGAUCAUUGAUAAGCAACAAAAUCCAUCAUCAUUUGCAUUGUCUGUUCAUGAACUAGUAUUGGCAUUACAACGUACUGGCGAUCCUGCGAAUCUCUCUAGAUUAAGGAAUCAUAUGGACAAUUUAGCUAAUAUUGAUAGCUCAUCGGAACCAAGCAUCAUUCCGACAUGGAUUGAAUGUUCAAAUGCAUUGAAUUCGGUGAAGCAAGUAGUAAAUGGGUUGAUCGACUUCAUUCAGCAUCAUGGGAAUCGUAAAACUCAAGAGAAUGCAUAUCUACAGAAUACGUCUCGUUAUAAGGUGAGCUUUUGUCGAGAGUUACAAAAUCAUAGAAAUUGUGCUCGUGGACAAAACUGUAAUUUUGCUCAUUCCGAUGAAGAAUUGGAACGAUAUCGAGCAAAAUACAAGAAGAAUACCAUGAGAAAUUCUCAAAACUCAUCAUCACUUGGCAAUAGUGGCAACGGGAACAACGGCAACAACAACAAUAGUAAUAAUAAUAGUAAUAAUGGUAAUAUUAAUAAUGGGAGUAAUAGUGGCAGCAGCAGCAACAAUCAAAUGAAAGAGUCGAAUAAUUUUAAUGCUUCAAAUGGACCAAAUCAAAAAGUUAACAUGAAUCAUCAUUCAACAUUUGCCAAAAAUAAUCAAGACAACUCUCGAUUUAAUAAGUCAAUGUCAUAUCGUAAUGAGCAUCAUCAUUCAAUGACACCGAAUAAUAGUAAUCACCACCACCAACAUCAUUCUAAUCAUUUAAAGCCUACAAAUGUAUAUUCAAAUUCUUCGUCAACUUCUACUCCGAAUUUGUCUUUACCUUUAAGUCCGAGUCAACAUAAGAUUCAUUCACCGAAUGGUCCACGUUUUGCGUUUAAUGGGAAUAGUCCAAACAAUUAUAAUAAUUAUUCACCAAACAACUUUUUGGAUUCACCACAUCCAAAUUUACCUGCUUCGUCUGGAAAGUUCCAAAUGAAUCGUCCACCGUUAUCGGCUCCACCAAUUACUCAACAAAACUACGUCAAAUCUGCUGAUUUUAAGAAGCAAUUAUCUCCCUACCAUGGACACAACAAUAUGCCUAAUGCAUUCUCAUCUCCAACUCAUAACAUGAGUAAUAAUAACAAUAAUAAUCAUUUCAAUCCAAUGAAAUCUCCCAAUAACACCAAUAAUAAUAAUAAUAAUGGUGGAUAUUAUGGGAUGCAGAAUCAACAGCAACAGCCACCUGCUCAUUUUUUCAAUAACCAUGUUGUACCAUAUAACAAUAACAUCAGUAAUAAUAAUAACAAUCACAAUAGCAGCAAUGAUGAAUGUAAUACAUCUUCUUCGUCAUCUGCGUCAUUUGGAGGAGAUCAAAAGUACGUACCAUGGAAUCGUGGUCAGGAAAAACAGAAACAACAAUCGAAGUCGCCAAACAAUUUAAUGCCAAAAAGUCCGACAACAUCACAACAGUUUAAUAAGCCUGCAAAUGCAUCACCAAUUAAUCGUUUCGAUGUCUCGCCAAAUCAUGACUAUAAUAAUAAGCAUCGCAAUCAAAAUGUCAAUCAAAUGAACAUGGUUCCACCAUCGAAUUAUGGAUAUCAUUCAAAAAAUAAUGUUAACAACGAUGAAACUGACACAGCAAUGCCCAAUAUGUGGAAUUAUCAGCAAUUUAAUCCGCAGCAGCAGCCACAACCAUCGACACAAAUCAUGAAAUCCACAGCUCCUUAUCAUUUCACUCAAACAAACCCGACAAUGAUGUCUGCUGGUAGUAGCAUUAAUAAGGACAAAUUCAUCCGAUCUGACUCGAUAUUGACAGCAAAUACCGACGAUUCAUAUGACAACUUGCCAACAAAUGGGAAAUAUGGUGCUAUUGGGAAAAAUAGUGACUUGAAUGUUUUCAAAGCAAAUCAAUGGAGUGGCUUAUCAGGCAUGGAUAAUAACAACUUUGAUAUUGGAAGUACAAGUAGUGGAAGUGGCAACGAUUCAUUCAAAUCUAUGGAUCUUGUGCGCUCGAUUGAGCCAAAAAAGUCCAAUGAUGCUCACUUAAACAUAGGAUCUUCCGCUAAUCAAAAUUCUCAACAUGGUCUUAACGAACACUUCCUUAACAUGACAAUUUCUGAUAUUAACAUUUCGUCAACGAGUGUAUCAGACGAUUUCUGGGCAAAUGAUACGUUGAAAUGGAAUGAACCGAAGAAAGAUGUCGAUUCUCUCGGCAACGACAUGUUUCUAAAGUCAAAUUUAUGGAACUUUAUAGAUGAGUAAUUCUCACGCAAGUUAAUAAAUCAUAAAAAUUUAUUGAAUACUGCAAAAUGAUAGUGACAAAAUAAGUAGCUAAAUGAAACAUAGACAUUUAAUAUGUAAACAUAGACAGUUUACAAAUUAAUCACGGAUUGUGAAUGAGAAAGAAAGUUUUAAGUUUCCUUUUUUUUAAAAAAAAAAAAAUAUUUAUCCUUUUUAAAAGCAGUUUGAGGAAUAAGAAGAAGAAGAAAAUGUAACAAUAAUUCAGAUAGACUUAAAUGUUAUGAAGUUAUGAAGAAAGCGUAAACUUUUGUGUUCGAGAAAAAUAAUUUUAAAUCAUACAUGCAUAAUCUUAUUUAUUGUGAUUUUUAAACAAUCGUUUAAAUUUGUUUAUGAAAAGAAAAAAAAUUCAGGAAAUUUUUUAAAAAGUUUAAUGAUGAAUAACGUUAAUUUAACUUUUACAUACGAAGUUUUCAAUUUUAUUUGCUUAAAAUUAAGUUCAAAUUUAUUAUGUGAUGCAUUAAACAAAAACAAAUCCUUGAUUUAUUGAUUAUUAAUAGAGCAUAACUUAUAUUAUUAUUAUUAACAUGGAAAAGAAAAAUAUUUAACUAUAAUUUGAUUACAUUUUUUUGUCAUGUGUUUGACAAUGAAAGAUUACAUGAAUAACACAGUUGCACACUUCUUAGAAAAUAUAUAUAUUUUCAUGCAUCAAAGUAUGUACUAAUAUUUUUUCACUGUCAAAACGAUUUAAGAAACGCAUGUCGAUAGAAUGUAAACCUGGAAAAUAAAGAUUAUAGUUAACGUUGAAUGUUCUAUAUUUGAGAAACACUGAAGAUACAUAUAUUAUCUAUCUAAUUUACAAGAAUGCGUAAGAAAUGCUGAUUAGCCGAGAAAAACUUCUUUCCAUUAAACAAUUUGCUCUUAACGUCUUUUCGAGAUUCAAAUGAACCGAAAUGAAAUGAAAUUUAAAAACUUACUGAACGAACUUUCAACUGUUCAGUAAUCUAGCGAUAAAAAAGAUGUCGGCUAAUCAAGCAAUACUGCGCAAUAGCUAAUAAACUUGCUUGAUGCAAACCAAUUACUAUAAAGUUUUUCUUCGGCUGUUAAUCAAUUUAACAAAUUCUGAUUAUGUGAAAUAAUGUCCAAUGCAUAUAUUAUAGUAUAUAAUGUGCAUCAACAUACAAGAUAAAUAUUUUGCCCGACAUAGCACAACAACAAAAGAAAAGUAAUGUGGAUCUAGUGAUGACGAGGGCAAAUAUUUGGUAUAGUUUACUUUAAAUUAUAUUAAUUUAGCGCAAAAAAAAAAACAAUGGAAGAAGUAAAGAAAUUUAAAAAGUUUACUAGUUGAUGAUGUAAAAUUAGUAAAUGAAAAACAGUUAACACACAAAACUUAUAGGGGGUGAUGAGAAGUCAUCUACAUAUU
Molecule: messenger RNA, 4999 nt
Organism: Chironomus riparius
Lineage: Eukaryota; Metazoa; Arthropoda; Insecta; Diptera; Chironomidae
Source: the annotation of a GenBank genome assembly